Molecule: messenger RNA, 920 nt
Organism: Sesamum indicum (sesame)
Lineage: Eukaryota; Viridiplantae; Streptophyta; Magnoliopsida; Lamiales; Pedaliaceae
Product: GATA transcription factor-like protein
Source: RefSeq, a predicted model, not a curated record
AGUGUGAACUUUCUUCCUUUAAUCGGGGAGAAAUUGUAAGCUGAAUUCAAAUCAACCAGGAAAAAAAAAUGCAAUCCAGAUUAGCUGCCACCGCCGUGAAAUUCAGUCCGCGGGACCUAUUUUCCGGUCACCAAAAGAAGUUUCUGGCGCAGAGGCUUUGCAGCGCCACCUCAAGUGGCAGAACUGCCGAUCCUGCUGAGCAUGCCGUAGAACCUGAUGAAGUGUACGUAACAGAAGCAAUACAGGACGAAAAGCGCCGUCACUCACAAGAGCAGGGACCGACCACCAAGGACAACGAACCAUACGUUCCUCCCAAAUCGCCAUUUGAAUCGACGUCAAAACUGGAAUCCAGCGGCGUCGGCCCCCGCACAGACCCGAUCGCGCAACAAAAGCGGCGGAACUCCGCUUUCCCUGCUCAAAUCGGCGAUGUGAGUUGCGUGGGAAUCGACGGCAGCCCGUGGCCGGACGAUGAAAAGGAAACCGACAGGAAAGAACAAAGAGAAGAGCAAUUGGAAGAUGAUAGGGAGUACUUCAAGCACCACAAAGCGUCGCCGUUGUCGGAAAUUGAAGUUGCGGAUACUAGAAAGCCGAUAAGUAGGGCAACUGAUGGAACGGGACAGAAGGAGAGUGUAGGGGGUGGGGCAAUGGUGUGGAGGGCGGAGCAGCUGGAUACUGCGGAGGAGUCGCUGCGUAGAGCGGUGGAGAUAUUUAGAUGGAAUGCGAUGAGGGGCGACCCUGAUUCUCCCCAUGGCAGAGUCCUCCGUGAGCUUCGUGGUGAAUAUUGGUGAAGCGCUGUAUGUUUGAUUUUCCCCCCUAUGGUUUUGGGCUUUUGAGUUUGAAAAUAAGUGGUUGUAAAUCUGCUCUGUUCUGGAGAAAAAGCAAAUGAAAUGUGGUUUCAUGGGAUGAUUAAAUUAUAUUAA